Messenger RNA from Zonotrichia leucophrys gambelii, 1698 nucleotides. RefSeq names its product coiled-coil domain containing 43 (gene CCDC43). The record is from RefSeq and is a predicted model, not a curated record. The coding region runs from base 11 to 709 and encodes 232 amino acids. The transcript is spliced from 5 exons. Lineage: Eukaryota; Metazoa; Chordata; Aves; Passeriformes; Passerellidae.
CAGGCCCAAGAUGGCGGCGCCCGGCGGGGCGGGCGCGGCGUCGAUGGCGAUGGCGAUGCCGAUCGCGGCCCCCAUGCUGCUCCCGGAGCCGCCGCCCUUCCCGGCGUGGCUGGCAGCGCGCCUGGACGCGCUGGGGCUGGACCGAGCCGUGUACGGCGCCUACAUCGAGGGGCUGCUGCGGGAGGAGGAGAGCGAUGAGGAGCGGCUGGAGGCACUCCGGGCCGUGCUGGCCGCCUGCCUGGAAGAAGAUCUCUUGAAUGAUGUGUGCAGGGAGGUUGUGGAGAGGUGGUCUGACUCCCAGGUCGUUGAUUCCAAAGAGGAGAAAGAAGAUGAGGUCCAGGCCAUCGCCAGCAUGAUGGAGAAGCAGGCCAGGAUAGUGGUGAAGCCCAAGGAGGUGUCCCAGGAGGAGAAGCAGAGGAAGGCUGCGCUCCUGGCCCAGUAUGCCAACGUGACUGACGAGGAGGAUGGUGGGGAUGAACAGGAUGGAUUGACGACAGCUGUAAAUAUUGGAUCAGAAAAAUCAUUGUUCAGAAACACCAACGUGGAGGAUGUGCUGAAUGCCAGGAAGCUGGAGCGGGAGCUGCUGAGGGAUGAGUUCCAGAAGAAGAAAGAGCAGGAUAAGCUGCAGAGGGAGAAGGACAAGCUGGCCAAGCAGGAGAGGAAGGAGAAGGAGAAGAAACGAACACAGAAAGGCGAGCGGAAACGGUAGCUGGUGAUUUCCAGUUGGACUCUGAAAGGAUAAAAUUAAUUCUGAAUAUGGUGUGUGUUUAAAAAGCAGCAAGAAUUCCAGGCACGUGGCUGGGAGCAGUUCUUGGAAAGUGGUGCCUUUUUUUCCUUUUUUGUUUUGUUUUGUUACAUAGCAGAACAGAAUCUCUGAGCAGCUCCUGGACUCAGUGUGCCCUGUGCUUGUGGUAUCAGUGCUUGUGUACCAAAGAAGGGUGAAGUGAUUAUGUCUGUCUUGUUAAAUUGAUCCAUUUUUACUUCUGACCACCUGGCAGCAGAGCAUGGUGUAGGAGCAGCCCCUGCACUGGCUGUGGUUUGAGGUUUGAGCAGGACAUGCUGCUCCAGGGCACACACAUGAAUUCAUUGCCACAAGCCUUGAAAAAUGUCUUUGCAAAUCCCUGUUUGCACUGCUGAGGCCAACACUGCAGCCCUGCUCAGGCUGGGCUGGGGCUGUGUGAAACAGCUGAGCUGCAGUGAUGGGACUGUGGAUGAGGGAAACACCACCCAGGCAGGAGCAUUGGCCUCAGCAGCAGCAAACCCCACUCCUGACACAGUUUUAGGGCUCCAGAGAGUGGAAAAUGGGGCUCCCUGAUGUUCUGUGGGGUGAACAUGGACUGUUCCACAGCUGGUGCCAGGGUGAAGCUCUGAAGCUGGGUGAGCCAGGGAUGCCCUGGGGUCACUGUUGGGCACAGCUGCCUCCUGAAUGCUCCUCCUCCCCCCAAAGGGCUCAUCCCUGCUGCUCCAGCCUUUUUGUGGUGGUGUUGCCUGCUGGGGAAGAACACGAACCCUGUGAGCUGAGGCUCUGUGCUGUUUGCUGUGGGGUGACCUGUGCUGAGCUCCUGCCCUCCCACAUGCCUGACUCCAGGGCCAGGCCUCCCCCUCAAGCUGCUGCUGUGUGUGUGUGUGUGUGUGUGUGAGUCUCCAGCUGCUUUAUCUUUGGACUUGAAUAAUAAAUCUUGAUUGGCAAAGAAGUGA